This is a messenger RNA of Suillus plorans, 515 nucleotides long. RefSeq lists its product as uncharacterized. The transcript has 2 exons. The record is from RefSeq and is a predicted model, not a curated record. Bases 93 to 365 code for a protein of 90 amino acids. NCBI's taxonomy places the organism in Eukaryota, Fungi, Basidiomycota, Agaricomycetes, Boletales, Suillaceae.
CCUGGGAUGUGUGAUCUGUGAACCAACAUUUGUAAUAACGGCUUCUGCAAUUCACCACAAUUGUGUCUAGUAUCAGCUAAUUCUUGAUAAUUAUGCAAAAUUUACGAGGGGGUAAGAAAGUCCUUCUAAACUACAUAAUUCUCCUAAUUCUCCUAAAGCUGCUAAUUAGACAUAAUUCUUGGACUUUAUCAAAGAUUAUCGAAAUUUUGGCCGGGAGGUUUUUCCUGAUGACUCGCCGGCCAAAAAAGGGUCUUUCUCUGCUGGAGUUGGAGACGAGCUUGAGUACAUGGAAGAAUAGACUCCAUGACUGGGUGUUCUGCGCUCGACACUUGUAUAAUCAGUCCGCGAAUUGUACCUUUUCUUGAUAUUCUUGCUCGAAAUUUGUACUCUAAUAUUCGUGAGAAUAUAUGUCUUCUACGUGAUACUGUCCAUUCGGAGUCGGGGAUUGGCGCACAGGCGCCGUUACGAUUGGGAAUAUCUCCUGGAUACGUCGUCGUCAAGCUGUUCUGCACUUC